Messenger RNA from Cyphellophora attinorum, 663 nucleotides. RefSeq lists its product as uncharacterized. The record is from RefSeq and is a predicted model, not a curated record. The transcript has a single exon. The coding region runs from base 1 to 663 and encodes 220 amino acids. NCBI's taxonomy places the organism in Eukaryota, Fungi, Ascomycota, Eurotiomycetes, Chaetothyriales, Cyphellophoraceae.
AUGUAUUUCAAGCCAGUCUACAAGACCAAGAUGUGCAAUUCACAACUAGCCCUUCUCACGGGCUUAUUGGCACUGCUAAUCUCGAUGCCUAGCGCCUCCGCUGCUUCGAAUGCCAUCGUCAUCAACCAAUGUGGCGCACCGAUUUAUGUCGCCUCCGUGAAGAACAACAACAACGCCCAGCCCUGGGCUCUCCCCGCUGGCCAACGCUACACCGAACCCCUGCUCGUCAAGUCCAGCGGCGUCAGCAUCAAAGUCCAAGCCAGCCCCGGCGGCAAAGUAGCCCAAUUCGAAUUCACUCUCGCGUCCGACGGCAAGGUAUACUACGACAUCUCCAAUAUCGACGGCAACCCGUUCGCGGCUCAUGGCGUAAGUCUUGUUCCCUCGGUGAAGUCCUCUGUGGCCAACCCGACUUGUGUGGCGGUUGAUUGUCCUCCAGGUGCGAGGUGUGAUGCGGCGUAUAACCUGCCGGAUGAUGUGAGGACGAAGGUUUGUCCGGGGAUGACGGAUUUGGUGUUUACGUUGUGCACGAAGAGUCCGCUUGGUGGUGGGGGUGGAGCUACUGCUGGGAGUGCACCCGCGCCAGCGGCCAGUACGGUGAGCAAGAGCACGGUGAGUAAGAGUAAGAGUAAGAGCAGGAUCCAGCGGAGGGUGGAGGUUGAGUAG